AUGAGGACCCUUCUGCUGGUGUUGUUAACGUUGCUGGCUGGCUCUGAGGCUUGGCUUCACUGGGGGCGCUGUCCUGAUCCAACACCAAAAUAUGAUUGGGACUUAAUAAACAAAUGGUACCUGAGAUCUGGAUACAAUAGUUAUCCUCUUAUACCAGGCUCAGGACGCUGCGGCUACGCAGAAUAUAACAACAACUUUUCUGGAACAAUAGAAGUUAAAUUCGCAUAUUUUUCAUCUUGGUGGAAUCGUUGGGAAGAUGUCAAUGGAACUUUAACACUAGAUGAACCAUCAGACAAUUCAAAGAUGAUAUUGAAAAUUCCUAAGAGAUGGGGAUUCUGGGACGAGACGAUGCCCUAUUGGAUACUUUACGUUACUAAUGGACGCCCAGAUCCUUACAUGGUUGUGUACAGUUGUGAAAAUGUCCUUUUCAACUUUCACCACUAUAGUGUUCAGGUUUUAUCCUUGAAUCCAAAUACAGAUUUGAGUGGAAUUGACGACGUUUUGACAUCUUUCAACCUAGAUUCAAUCAAAUUCGUGACGUACGACCAAACAAAUUGCACUCACCAUUAAGAAACCAAUUUCAAUUGCCUUAUCUGUUGAAGAAAUUGCUUUAUAUUCCAUCAUCCAACGUGUUGAAACAAGAAGUCGAGCUUUACAAACGUUUGUCAGCGUAUGGUAUAAAUAAUGUGUACAAUAUAAUAAUGAUAUGUAAAUGAUCUUAAUUCCUAUUAAUCUUGGUUGAAUAAAAGUUUGAUCCAAAAUUAA
This is a messenger RNA of Macrosteles quadrilineatus (aster leafhopper), 765 nucleotides long. Its product is annotated as apolipoprotein D-like. The transcript has 6 exons. NCBI's taxonomy places the organism in Eukaryota, Metazoa, Arthropoda, Insecta, Hemiptera, Cicadellidae. The coding region runs from base 1 to 570 and encodes 189 amino acids. The record is from RefSeq and is a predicted model, not a curated record.